This is a messenger RNA of Colletotrichum truncatum, 1197 nucleotides long. Its product is annotated as nuclear pore protein-like protein. Lineage: Eukaryota; Fungi; Ascomycota; Sordariomycetes; Glomerellales; Glomerellaceae. The record is from RefSeq and is a predicted model, not a curated record.
AUGGACACGAGCAGUGUGGGAGACUUGCAGGUUGAUGAGAUUGUGUCCUUGGCUCCCUUUUCCCAGCAGCUCACCUCGGUUCUCGUCGAUACUCACAAUUCCUCACAACCCAAGCUAUACAACGAGGAUGAUUCUCUCUGGUCCCUGGUGAAGAUUAUUUUGGGGGACGAAGAAACAAUCUACUUGGAAGCCGACGGAGACCUCACUUUGGUGGUCGGCGGCGGUGAAUGCGAUGACAACGAUGCCGACAGCGAUUACGAAGAGGAUCGGACCAUCCCGACGCGUUUCGUUGUCUGCUCCAAAACCAUGAAGCGGGCAUUCAAGGUCUUCGGCGCCAUGCUUUCCUCUCAAUACUGCUUCGUUGAAUCCAAGCCCGCCAGCGGCCCUUGGGUCGUCCAUUUGCCGGAGGAUGCCCCUGAGCCAAUGUUCGUCAUGCUCUGUUUCGGUCACGGCCUCUUCCACAACAUCCCCCAGACUAUGACCCUUCCCGAGCUUUACGACCUCCUUGUUCUUACAAACAAGUAUCUCUUCACCCCGCACAUAACCCCUUGGAUUCAGAACUGGCUCGGUGCCUAUGUCAUGUCAGCCAGCAAGGUCCAGUUCUUGACCAGACAACAGCAGUACCAGGUCAUCUGGGUUGCCUGGGAGCUUGGUGACCAUCAGCUCUUGGCGAGAGCUAUUCAGCAGAUAGCUCGAGACUGCAACAAAAUUCCCAGAAUGUUUACCAUCGGAAAUCGUGGCUUGGUCCUGAAAAACGAGAUGUUUCCCGAAGGCUCGGGAGUAAUUGCUGUGAUGAACAUGGUAAUUGAGAACUUCCAUCAGAUCAUAUAUGAUGAAGUUAGCGGUGGCCUCCUGCAGUACUACGAAGGAAACCUUUGCAAGAAAGGCAACGCUUCGGAUGACUGCUCGAAACAAGUCCACGAUGCCCUCGUCGCCAUCUGCCACUACGCUGGAAGCGGGAUUGAUUACUUUCGGUACAAGGUGUUUCAAGAGACACCUCGAACAAUCCGGCAGACGUGUGACAGGGUGAGCAGACGCUCCCUGAGAGACUGCAGUGGCCACACCUGUUUCUCCUUCAAGCGCCUCAUCCGCACACUUCAGGAGGGUUCCGAUGACCGGGUUUCGUGGCUGACUCGCACCCAAGAGCGUCAUGUCCAGAACCAAGCUCACGUCUCGGGAUGGAGAAGACUGGAUUAA